Molecule: messenger RNA, 546 nt
Organism: Cordyceps militaris CM01
Lineage: Eukaryota; Fungi; Ascomycota; Sordariomycetes; Hypocreales; Cordycipitaceae
Product: Extracellular membrane protein, 8-cysteine region, CFEM
Exons: 2
Coding region: 1-546 (181 amino acids)
Source: RefSeq, a predicted model, not a curated record
AUGAAGUUCGCUAUCGCCGCCGCUCUCUUCACCCUGGCCACUGCCCAGACCGUCAACGACAUCCCCUCGUGCGCCAUGCCCUGCCUCAACGAGGCCAUCACGUCCAAGACCUCGUGCCAGACCACCGACAUUCCCUGCGUCUGCAAGAACAUUGCUGCCGUCCAGGGUGCCGCCACCGCUUGCGUCAUCAAGGCCUGCGGUUCCGACGUUGCCAUCAACAAGGUCGUCCCCGCCGCCGAGGCUCUCUGCAAGGCUAACUCGGGCUCGUCUUCCGCCUCUGGCUCUGCUACCGGCUCCUCCGGCUCCAGCUCGCGCUCCGCCUCCACCGGAAGCAGCUCCGGCUCGGUCGCUACGACCACGGCCGCGGCCACCACCGCCAUGGCCAUGACCACCAUGAUGACCAGCAUCCCCUGCGUGUCCAGCACCAUGGGCUCCAUGACCGCCGCUGGCAACCAGACCUACCCCACCUCGGUGCCCGUCGCCGCCGGUGCUGCUGGUCUCUCGGCCGGUUUCGCCGCCAUUGCCCUUGCUGUCCUCGCUCUGUAA